AUGUUACCAUCAGUCCACCGUAAAAAAAACUUAUGUCGCGUCCGCAACAGCACGACGGCAUCUGAUCAAAAAGCAGCCGGUGUUCUGCCAGCGGACCACGGACAAGAGGCGCCCUCAGCAGACUUCAAGCUGGCGACUGUUGCAGGAAAGAAGGGCAAGAAGGCUGAUGAGGAGGAGCAGCCUGCCGCACCUGCAGCGGCACCUGCCGCCGCACCUGCAGCAGCGCCAGUAGCUGCAGCACCAGCAGCAGCAGCGCCGGAGGAGGAGGAGGAAGAGGAGGAAUAUGUGGUGGAGAAGGUUUUGGACCGCAGAGUGGUGAAGGGCAAAGCGGAGUUUCUGCUGAAAUGGAAGGGGUUCUCUGAUGAGGAUAACACAUGGGAGCCAGAAGAGAACCUGGACUGCCCCGACCUUAUUGCAGAGUACAUGCAGAAACACAAAGAGAAGGAGGAGAAAAAGAAGGAGGGCAAGAGGAAAGUCACCAGCGAGGCCUCGGGAGACUCAGAGGAGCGAGGGAGCAAGAGGAAGAAGGAGGAGGGUGAGAAGGCCAGAGGUUUUGGCAGAGGUUUGCAGCCGGAAAGGAUUAUUGGAGCAACAGACUCCAGUGGAGAGCUGAUGUUCCUCAUGAAGUGGAAGAACUCAGACGAGGCCGACCUCGUCCCAGCCAAGGAGGCCAACAUCAAAUGUCCCCAGGUGGUCAUCUCUUUCUAUGAGGAGCGCCUCACCUGGCACUCUUACCCCACGGAGGAGGAGGAGAAGAAAGAGGAGGAGAAAAAAGACUAGAUGAGUGGAGGAGGGGGCAGAGGUGCAAAGAGGAAAAGAAAGUAUGGAAGUUCCAGGGCGGGAAAGCAACUAUAUGCUGGUGAACUGUUCAAGUAAUUGAUUCUAGCAGCCACUUUGGCAGGGAAAGUGGAGAAAAUCCCAGAUUGUUGGGAGUGAACUGCCAAUGUAGCUGAAAGGAAAGAAGUUUGUUUUCUUGCCCUGAAAGGAGACUGGUGUCCUUUCCUCAAAAGAUGCUCCCGCCUGUAUCUUGACUGAAAAUGUAAAAAUAUUUUAAAGAGGUAUGUUGACACUUAGUCUUAUUUUAAUGUCUUUCUGUCACCAGGGACGUGUCGCUUGAUGGGCACCGGGGCCUUUAUUCUGCUAGCAUUCCUCCUUGGCGUCACAAGAUGAAUAUUGAACUGAAUACAGUGAAAUUACUUAAAGUGUUUGUCUGCUCGAUUUGGUGACAGGUGCCUGGUGUUGGAAAUACAGGACUACAAUGCAAGCUGUCAAGCUACCUCUUUAACGUGUCCAUCCACGUGAGAAGCAAGCUGAAUGUUUCUCUCCCCCCGUACGCCACUCUUCAUUUAGAAUUCCUGUUUUUAAGAAAUGUUUUCCAGCUGAUGAAAGUGGCUCAAAUUAUAGCGGAUCAGAGAGCACAAGCUUCCCUUCCUGCUUUGUUAGGAUACUUCGGAGGGAACGUCUUUUGGAGGGGAGUGAAGUGGCAAGGUAUUAUGGAGGAAUGAAAGAACGGACAAACCAUUCAUGUCUUUAAGUAUCUGUUCUUUUCGUGCCACCUGGGUUCUCAUUAUUGCUGACUUAACACUGUUCUUGAUCGAAGCUAUUCUACAUUUCAUCUAACACGGACAGGUUGACACAGAAACCCGUCUUUGUUAAUCUGUCCAUGUUAGUGUGAAAUGUACAGUCUACAUGAAAAGACCACCAGUUGUUGGCUUUGGCCUUACAUGUCCUACCAGCCAAUGUGGCAGCCAACCAGCCAGUGUUCAAAUGUCCUGCAGUUGUCUGCCAAAACAGUUUAAAAAGCUGAAACAGUGCAGUCAUUCCAGCCAUGGGUGAUGCUACUGGCCAAACCCUGUACUGCCUGUUAAAUUGUUUGUAUUAAAAUGAAUGAAAGUCUGUUUUAUCAAACCAUUAGUUGAAGUAUUUGUGCUAAUUUGGUGGCGGUUUAGAGGCAAACGUGUAGCUUUUCUGUGAAUGUAAAACUGUCCAUCUGCUGUAUUUUGUGUGACACAAUCAUAUGUGUUAUAGAAAUUAAGGUAUAUAUUAUGAUGUUGCAGUUUGAGUUAGUCUUGGUAUUUUCUUGAACAUGGUCAGGGAAAGUCAGUCAUGUGGUAAUACUGUCAAUUCACCAGCCAUUUUCAAGACUAGGUCACAGUAUUUGUUUAGUAGGAAGCCAAAUUGUCGCCCCUAGGACAAGAAGUAAAAUGACCACUUACAGAAGUAGUGAACUAUAAGUAUAACCAUAAGUGUACAGACUUUAGUUCCCAGACUUCUCGUGCCAGUUUAUCAAUUUUAUUCAGUUAAUUUUUAAUAGAACUAAGGCUGGUUGGUUACCUGCCAGAGUGGCUGAUAGUGUACAAACGGCAGCAAAAUCAGCAUCUGGCAGGUUUUCAUUUUCCACUGCUAGAUUGACGAGCACACUGACUUGAAGAGUUGCCUCUCAUAUGUCAAACCAAGGACUCCAGUCUAAACAAAGUGAGAUGCUCUUAAAGCCGUAGAUUAGAUGGAUCCAACUGAUGAUCGCUCCGACAAACGCAUCAUAAAACUGGAAUGGACGAAGUGCUAGGCUCAGAAUCGGCAGGUUUCCACUUCAGCCAAACUCUGAUGGUAACCUCUCAGCGCACUGCGCUCCAAUUGCAUUUCUUCAGGAACCCUGAUAGUGUUUUAUUAAAAGCAAGCUGGACUAAAAAUCAUGUUUAUUUGCAAGGUACAGCUAUUGUUUGAAACCAAAAUGUAAGAAUAGGAAAACGAGUAGUAUUAAAAUAUAUAUAAUCUCUCUCUGCUGAAACUUAAAGUUUCUCUGUCUAAACGUGCCCCAGUUUGAACCAGAAGUGAAUAGUGUUGGACAAGACAACCAUCAGUGGGACACCUGACCAGCCAUAUGUCAGUGAUUUAUCAGAUGUGAUCUGCACAUUCAUCACAUCUGGCUUAUGGUGAAAGUUUCUGCUUGUUAAUUCCUAUGACCGUGGCUGGUAGGUGGAUGUGAGACUGCGGCUCUGUAACAAACACAACUAGCUUUUAUUGCUAAUGGAGGAACGAUUGAAAGUAUGUUUAAAAUCUUCAUUUCCACUCCUCUCCGAACCAUCACAGACACUCAGCUACGUGUGGUUUUUUUUUAUGCUGUAUUAUUUUAGCUUGCACUGGCCGGGCAACACUCAAGACAUGAUGUUUCAGCACAUUUAGAGUAUUUCUUGGUUCAUCUUGCUUGCGUGCAGACUGGUCCUAUGUUAAAACACAUUUUGAUAUUAAAUAAAACUUUUGAAUUCAGCAUGAUUAACAUGACUGCUUCAUAUGAGAGGUCUUUCAGUGGUGUUCUCUCUGCUGCGUUUAAUGUGUCGAAUGUAGCCCGGCUGUGCUUAUUUCUAUGUAUACUGUAUUAAAGUUAGCAUAGUAGCUUCCUCUGUUAGCAGACCCGGCUUAGCUAGUUACAAUCCCUGAUCUCUGAACUGUUGGUUUUCAGUGGCCUGCUGCGGCUGGAGAUUAAUGAGAGCGCUCACCUUUAAAGACAUUUAAUUCUGAAAAUGUUUUCCUUACUGUAAUGCAAAUUAAUUUUCAGUGGACAUUCUUCUGCUUCGCCUUGCGCUGCCAUGUGUCACAUUUGAAACAGCAGCUAUUUUUAAAUGUUUACUUUUUGUUCCAGAAAGACUUUAAUGAGCCUUAACCCUCAGUGACAUUCUAUGGAAGACAUGUACAAAGCAGCAAGCUACAUAAAAACACAGUCCCAAUAUUUCUGCCUAUGUACUUCAUACAACAAGGCCAGAUGAUGAAAUGGGAAGAUGCUCAUUACACACUUGACCAAGAUCAGCUCUCUGAUGUUUUUGACCUCUACUUUGUUUCCUUAAGAGGCUGAACUGAGUUGAGUUUGUGUGUGGGAUUUAUCUUAUUCUUUUUCAAAGUAAGUUGAGUCAGUUUAAAGAGUUUAUAGCAUUUAAAGUCAAACCUCUGACUCUAAAAUUUCUGUGAUACUCUGCAUGUUAGUAUCUGUAUGUUGGGCCUAACCUUUCUACUUUGUCUGUUUUCAAUUAAAUAUAUUCAGUACUUUUCCUGAAGAUCUUUUAUUUUUUUUUUUAGAACUUCUGGCUGUUGGGACUUAUAUUUUCAUGUACAUUAGUAUUGUAAGUAAAAUGUCCUGCACUAUGACUGCCUUCUGUUACACGUUACCUUUGAUGGGAAGGGAUUGGAUCAGCUAGACCUGGGUUUGCUACUUAGCUUCUCUAUCUUGUCUCUGAAACCUUUCUCUGUAUUUAGCAGAUUAGCUAGUGUUGUCCUGUUGCAUGUUUAUUGGUUACCCUUGCAGUGUCACUGUUGUGGCCCAUCUACUUUUAAUUGUCUGUUUUAGGCAAUAAAGGUUUUUCGUUUUCGUAGCUAUU
This is a messenger RNA of Micropterus salmoides (largemouth bass), 4370 nucleotides long. RefSeq names its product chromobox homolog 1a (HP1 beta homolog Drosophila) (gene cbx1a). The record is from RefSeq and is a predicted model, not a curated record. Gene Ontology annotation, molecular function: chromatin binding. Lineage: Eukaryota; Metazoa; Chordata; Actinopteri; Centrarchiformes; Centrarchidae. Gene Ontology annotation, cellular component: pericentric heterochromatin; nucleus. Bases 1 to 780 code for a protein of 259 amino acids. The transcript is spliced from 5 exons. Gene Ontology annotation, biological process: negative regulation of transcription by RNA polymerase II; chromatin organization.